AAAACAGCACGCGCUGGCUCGGUCGAGUCGUCGUCUUAAACCGCCCGCCUCUCUGUCCCGGACGAACACCUCGCCCGCUCGCCCGCUCGCUGCCUCUGCUAUUCUCGCCACCACCUCCCGUGUCCGCUCGCCUCAAGAAAGCAUCCCCCCGCGCCCCCACGGCCAUGGCGGCAAUGCCAUUGCCAGAUCAAGACCGCGCUGCUAUGUCCACGCCGUUGCUCCCGCGCUCCGCAUUCGUCUCCUCGACUUCCUUCUCCUCGUUUUCGUCCGUUGCCUCGUUCUCCUCCACCUCGUCGUCGUUCUCCGACCCCGCCGUCCCGUCGGAUGUCGUCGAGGCGCUGCCGAUGUCGCGUGACUCGUUCAAGGCGCUCGCCGUGCUGAGGGACCACCAGGGCUCGGUGUCGUCCCUCUCGCUGUGCGGGGAGUUCUUGCUCAGCGCGUCCACCGGCGCCGACAUUGUCGCGUGGCAGCAGCCGGAUCUGCGCCGGUUCGCGCGGUUUGGGCAUGGGGAAGGGUCCGUCAAGGCGCUCGCCGCCUCAGGGGGUAGGGUGUUCUCCGCGCACCAGGACGGCCGCGUCCGUGUCUGGCGAGUGUCGCGGCGGUCGGAGAACGCGUUCAAGCUCGUCGCGGCGCUGCCCACCACCAGGGACUACCUGGGCAAGAUCUUCCGCCACGCCAGCUACGUGCAGACCCGCCGCAACCACCGCCGCCUCUGGAUCGAGCACGCCGAUAGCAUCUCCUGCCUCGCCGUGCACGACGGCGUCGUGUACUCGGGCUCCUGGGACAAGACGCUCAAGGUGUGGCGCAUCUCCGACCUCAGGUGCCUCGAGUCGAUCCGUGCCCACGACGACGCCAUCAAUGCCGUCGCCGCCGAAAGCGGCAUCAUCUACUCCGCCUCCGCCGACGGCCACGUCAAGGCCUGGGAGAAAGGCAAGGCCGCGCAUUUCCUCCAGGGCAUCCUCAUCUCCCGGGACGGCGUGUCGUGGAACGCCCUCGUGGUGAGCUCCGACGCCGGGGCUCGCCGCGUGUACGCCGCCGGAUCGGACGGGCACGUCGUCGGGUGGGACAGGGUCGGCAGGGGCAGCCGUUGGAGCCUCUCCUGUGACGUGAAGGCGCACGACAUGGCCGUGCUCUGCCUGUGCGUCGCCGGCGACCUUGUCUGCACGGGCUCCGCCGACAAGACCAUCGGCCUAUGGCGCCGGCAGCAGACCAGCGACGGCGCCGCCGCCGCCGCCGCCCUCGUCAGGGUGGGCGUGAUCAGAGGCCACGAGGGCCCCGUGAAAUGCAUCCAGGCGAGCUGGUGCAGGGUCAGCAAUGGCUGCAUGGUGUACAGCGGAGGGCUCGACAAGAGCAUCAGAGUUUGGUGGGUGCCCAAUGGCUGGAAGGCCAACGAGCAGAGGCAGCAAGACAAGGACACGAAAGAUCAGAAGAACUGUGUGUUCUUGAGGUGAAUGAAUUGCGUCAGGUCAGAUCAAAAUGUGUUCUUGAUUAUUGUGUUUGUGGUUUAGAUCGUGGUUAGCUUGGAUCGUUUGGGUAGCACGCUGCCUGAGGUUGGUGAUCGAUACAGUGGAGGAGAUGAUUUAAUUAAGGAGUCAUGAAGGUAUUAGUCGUAGAUUUGGAUUUUGGGUGUAAAUGGCUGUAUACUAUACCCCGACUCAUACACAUUUUGAUUUAAUGGAAAAUAUUACGGAGUAAAAAUAGUUGUCAUAAUCUCAUAUUACCUCAGUACAGGAUGUGUCUCUGGUUUGUGUCAAUACUCAUGUAUCUAGACAUAAAAGCUCAAAAUUUAAGGCUCUCUUUUGA
Messenger RNA from Oryza brachyantha (malo sina), 1803 nucleotides. Its product is annotated as protein JINGUBANG. The transcript has a single exon. Gene Ontology annotation, molecular function: protein binding. Lineage: Eukaryota; Viridiplantae; Streptophyta; Magnoliopsida; Poales; Poaceae. The coding region runs from base 165 to 1451 and encodes 428 amino acids. The record is from RefSeq and is a predicted model, not a curated record.